GACUCUCACUCUCACUUUCAUUCUCACAAUCUCAGAGUUGCAUUCAAUUUUUCUCAAAACACAAGCAGAAAAGAAAAAAAAGAAAAGAAAAAACCAAACCCUAAUUUCAAAUAGAAGAAAAGCCAAAAUGCUAGAGCUAAGGCUAGUCCAAGGGAGUCUAUUGAAGAAGGUUCUGGAAUCGGUCAAGGACCUCGUCAAUGACGCUAACUUCGACUGCUCCGCCACCGGGUUCUCGCUCCAGGCCAUGGAUUCCAGCCACGUGGCACUCGUGGCUCUUCUUCUCAGAUCUGAGGGCUUCGAGCACUACCGCUGUGACCGUAACUUGUCCAUGGGGAUGAACCUCAACAACAUGGCCAAGAUGCUCAAGUGUGCUGGUAACGAUGACAUUGUUACCAUUAAGGCCGAUGAUGGUGGCGAUACCGUCACUUUCAUGUUCGAAAGCCCUACUCAAGACAAGAUUGCUGACUUUGAGAUGAAGCUGAUGGACAUAGACAGUGAGCAUCUUGGAAUCCCUGAAGCAGAGUUCCAAGCCAUCGUUAGGAUGCCAUCAGCUGAAUUUGCAAGGAUUUGCAAGGACCUUAGCUCCAUUGGUGAUACUGUUGUGAUAUCUGUGACAAAGGAAGGUGUGAAGUUCUCUACCAGAGGUGAUAUUGGGACUGCCAAUAUUGUUUGCAGGCAGAAUACUACUGUGGACAAGCCAGAUGAUGCUACCAUAAUAGAAAUGCAGGAGCCAGUCUCGUUGACCUUUGCGCUAAGGUACAUGAACUCAUUCACAAAGGCAACCCCUUUGUCAAACCAAGUCACAAUCAGCCUGUCUUCAGAACUGCCUGUGGUAGUUGAGUACAAAGUAGCAGAGAUGGGUUACAUCAGGUUCUACUUGGCUCCCAAGCUAGAAGAAGAUGACAUUGAAAAUCAAGCGGAAGCCAGGCCUGAAGUGAACAAGAAGCCUAAAGAUGAGCCUAUAGUGGAUGCCAAGCCUAUAUCGGAGAUUAAGCCUAAAUUGGAGGUCAAGGCUGAAGAUGAGAAUAAGCCUCAAAUUGAAAGCACCACUGCAGUGGGAUCCAAGGAGGAAAUUGAUCUUAUGGAUGAUGAGUAGUUUAUGGUUGUAAUUCAUCUGUCCUUUCAGUUGAAAGAAUCUGAAGACUUGGCAUGUUAGGGCUCAUUGAGUUUUGUUUACAGAUAAGCCUUAGAUGGAAUCAUAUUGAUUCUUCCAAUUUUAGAUGUUUUAGAUUGGGAUCUCGUGUUGUAUAUUGUUAAUUUCUGCUGAAGGCUGUUGACAUAUCCCUAGCCCUUUGCAAUUUUUAUGCCUUAAAGGCCUGAACCUAACUCAGUUAGAUUCUAUGGUUUAAAAUGGUUAGGUGCUGUUUGAAAAUGAUAUCAUGCAUUCUGAAUU
Quercus robur (English oak) is the source of this 1393-nucleotide messenger RNA. RefSeq names its product proliferating cell nuclear antigen-like. Gene Ontology annotation, molecular function: DNA polymerase processivity factor activity; DNA binding. The record is from RefSeq and is a predicted model, not a curated record. Gene Ontology annotation, cellular component: PCNA complex. Gene Ontology annotation, biological process: regulation of DNA replication; mismatch repair; leading strand elongation. NCBI's taxonomy places the organism in Eukaryota, Viridiplantae, Streptophyta, Magnoliopsida, Fagales, Fagaceae. The transcript is spliced from 4 exons. The coding region runs from base 128 to 1096 and encodes 322 amino acids.